Molecule: messenger RNA, 369 nt
Organism: Belonocnema kinseyi
Lineage: Eukaryota; Metazoa; Arthropoda; Insecta; Hymenoptera; Cynipidae
Exons: 1
Coding region: 1-369 (122 amino acids)
Source: RefSeq, a predicted model, not a curated record
AUGAUUUUGGCAGACCUAGAGGAGAAGCUUAAGAAGAAAGGAAGAUGUGGGACGAUAUUGGGUAACAGCAAAAUAUAUUCUCUAGCUUAUGCGGACGAAGUAGUCCUGUUAGCAGACAACGAGACGAAAAUGAACCUAAUGAUGAAAAUUUUUGAAGAGUAUGUGGGAGCCAAGGAUUUGACUGUGAACGUAGAGAAGACCAAGGUCAUGUGUUUCAGACGUAGAAACACCGUAAUAGAUUACGUUUGGAAGAUAAAAAGACAAACAGUGGAAAGCGUGGAAGAGUUCUGUUACUUACGUUUUUGGUUGGAGGCAGGAGAGGAAAACGAGCUGCAGGUGAAGAAAAAAUUUAAUGUGCGAGUAAUGUAA